Molecule: messenger RNA, 2064 nt
Organism: Symbiodinium necroappetens
Lineage: Eukaryota; Dinophyceae; Suessiales; Symbiodiniaceae
Source: the annotation of a GenBank genome assembly
GUCGGCAUGCCCGCACAUAUGCUGCAGGCUCGGGUGAGCGUGCUUGCCAAGGUGUUUGCUCCCGACAGCAUUCGGCAGAGUCGCCCGAUUACCAUCUACAGCACCCUGUACCGAGUCUGGUCGUCCUGCCUCACCCGUAAGGUUUUGAAGGAGUGGGCCCCGCAUUUUCCGGAGAACAUUGCUGGGUCUCUCCCGGGCCGCUCCAGUCGUGACCUCAGCUACCGCCAGCAACACGCCAUUGAAUGUGCUCUGGUGCAUAAACGCCCGCGACUGGGUUUGUCCAUUGACAUUGUCAAAUGCUUCAAUCAGCUCGGCUGGGCCCCACUUUACCACAUGCUUCACGCUUUGGGCCUUCCCAGGGACGUGCUGGAGUUCUGGUUCACUUGUCUGUCAAAAAUGGAACGCCGCUCUGCCUUUCUGGGCGACCUUGGCCCCGCCAUCAGAUGCUAUAACGGUGCACCCGAGGGAGACCCCUUUUCCGUUGCCGCCAUGGCCGGCCUGUGCUUUUGGGCUCAUAACCUCUGUGCCACUGAUGGUGUUGUCUUCGACUCUUACGUUGAUAACUGGGCGUGGUCGGGUGAAUCAACCACAGCAGUUGAAGCAGCCGUGCCGAAAGCAUUGCGCUUCCUGGACAGUCUGCGUCUCCCGAUAGACUGGAAGAAGUCCUACCCAUGGGCCACUCAACGCCCCGACCGACUGUCGUGGCAAAGAGUUCGACCGAACCUUUUCCUGCCGGCUCUUGUUUGCGAGGCCAAGGAUUUGGGGAUCGCCUAUAAGUACGAUGGUCGUAUGCACCGGGUUGCCCGUAACCACCGUCUGGAGGAAGGGGCCCAACGCCUCGAGAGGCUGCGUCAGCAGCCCCGGUCCGUGCUUGAAAAGGCCUCCUUGAUCCAACGAGGCAAAGCAGCCCGAGCCAUCACAGGCGACUACCGCAUCCUCUCGCCCCACUUGGCGCUGGGCGCACUUACGGACUGUGUGCAGGUACAUGGUCCUGCCACGGCCCUGGCCGUUACGUUCCAGCGUUUGGGCCUCUCCAUGGACGAUGCUUUACUGCGCCAGCGGCAGUGCCUGCGCCUGUUCACUGAUGGUUCUUGCUCCUGCCCCCAUUUGCCUGAAGCGAGCCGCGCCGCAUGGGCCGUGGUCAUGGACGCCUCAGAAAGUGAUGCCGAGAUUCCGACCCUCCUCCAACAGUGGCGCCUGCAUAGACGUUUGCCCACCAGUUUCCACGUGGUUGACCAGGGCCUGGUUCCGGGUGUGCAGAGCAUCAACAGGGCGGAGACCAUUGCAAAUACUACAAGCUGCCCGUCCGCUGAAAUCUGGACCGACAGUACCUUUGCCAUGUCGGAGUGGCAGCGUGCUCUUGCUGGAUCUACUGCCACGUGGCCUGACUUGGGUGAAGAGCUGCAACAGGUUGCUUCGGUGCGCAUCACUGUCCACAAGGUUUCGUCCCACCAAAACCUUGAUGAACUGUGGGGACUGGAGCAAUGGCUAGCCGCUGGUAACCACGUCGUGGACACAGCGGCCAAAGCAGCACUUCAAAGGGAAUUCCCAUUGAUUCAAGCAAUCACAGGGAACGCAGCGGGCUUCUUUGCCGAACAGCGGGACCAUCUUUGGCUAUUCUGGCGCUAUCUACUGCAGGUCUCCCAGGAAGAAUGCCGAUUGAUACGCCAGCUUGCAAAAGAAGUUAAGGCGCAUGGUGCCCCUGCACAGGAUGACAAUCAUGACGUCCCGCGACUACCUUGCUUGUCAGCGUGGGAGAAGCAAGAUGCUGGCCCCUUUCAGACCUGGCAAGUUCCGGUGGCCUCCAGAGAAUGGCUAUUGGCCUGCUCCUGGCCACCAUGGUUCACCGUGCCUCUCUGGGACUGGCUUUCUGGUCUCCAGUGGUCCCUGCAGCCGCUGCGUAAGAAGGCGGUGACAGGCGCUACAUACCUGGAACUGGUGGUGGAUUUCGUUGCCUCAACAAAGGUUUGCCCACCACACGAGCUUGCAGCAGCUCGUGCGCUGGACAAGCCCCCCAAGCGAGUGGACGUCCCGUGUACAUUGCGGCAGGUCGUGUUUUCUUAG